Messenger RNA from Diabrotica balteata, 2064 nucleotides. The record is from the annotation of a GenBank genome assembly. NCBI's taxonomy places the organism in Eukaryota, Metazoa, Arthropoda, Insecta, Coleoptera, Chrysomelidae.
AUGGAUCACCAACUAGAUAACCAAGACCCAACUAGUUAUCAACGCAUUGAGGACAUAAAUCCAGCCAUUAGAAAAUCCUGCCUAGCCCGGACACCUCCACCUGGAAGAAAUCGAAAAGACAGUUACAACUCACUAGAUGAACAGAAGAAAAAAUUUGAAACACGCAACAACGAUCUACAUACACAUUUACCAAACUUUCAAAUAGAGAAACCAGGAAAAAAUCUCACAGAUGAAGAUGAGGUAAAAAGUGAUAGUGAAUGGGUAUCAGUCCACCACAAAAAACGUCAACGCAACGAUGAUAGUCCUGAAUUGAAAAACUCCAAACAAGCUACACUCAAAGAUUAUUGGCUAAGUAAAACUGUUCUUACAUCAAACAGAUACGAGGCACUUGAAAAUAAUACAACUAGUGAAGAGGCUGAAAUGCUGGAAGACCAAAAAGAUGAACAGCCACCACCUAUAUUUAUACAAAAUGUCGAGUGUAUCAAACCAUUACAGGAAUUAUUACAGCAGAUAACUCCAGGUAAAUAUACUUUAAAAUGUCUUGCUAACAACCAAAUUAAAGUUCAAGCCGACUCAUCCAAAAACUAUUCAUUAAUUGUAAAAUCUUUAGCAGAAAAAAAUACUCAGUACCAUACAUAUCAACUAAAACAAAACCGUGGAUUCCGAGUUGUUAUACGUAAUUUACAUCCUUCAACAGAUCCAGAUGACAUUAAAAAAGCGCUGCUGGUGCACGGACAUACAGCACUGAACAUCUCCAACAUUAAGCAAAGAGGCACAAAAAAAGAUCUGCCAUUAUGUAAUAUAGAACUGGCCAUUCAAAGUACAAAUCAUAGAGUCACAGCUCCCAUCAGUCACUCCAUAUGCCAGUCUUCACCACUCAUUCAUAAUCGUGACUCAGGUGGUGUUGUAGGAAAUGAAAGCAACUCUAACCAGGCGAAAAAGAGCCUUUACGAAAACCAUGGCGUCGCAGCUUGUUCACACAACAGGGCUCUCUGUAUUGCCACUAUCGUAUUUGCGUUUUUGUUCACACUUGCAGUCAUUAUCGCCUUUACUGGACCUCAGACUGAUUGCCCGUGUGCUGGAGAUAUUAAGUCGAGUUAUGUGGACGAAAAAGCCAACAUGACAAGAAUUUUUGAACCUAGAGCUACAAAUGGACAGAUCUUCCCAUGGAACAAUAUACGUCUUCCUACCUCCUUGAGACCACACCGCUACAAUUUGACAAUUCAUCCAAAUUUAACAACCCUUGAAGUUAGAAGUCAGGUCUCCAUCGAAUUCCAAGCAGAAAAAGAAACCAAUUUUAUCGUACUUCAUUGUAAAAAUCUCACCAUUCUAGACAAAAUCAUCCAGGAUAGGCACGGAAACAAUUUGACUAUAAUUAAAAUGUUAGAAUACUUAGGUGGGCAACAGUUGUACAUAGAAAUUAGAGAAAAAUUUAAAAAGAGGCAUAAUUAUGUUUUGAGAAUUCGAUACAAUUCAAAAUUAAACCGAGAGUAUUUGGCUACAACACACUUUGAACCAACUUUUGCUAGAACUGCCUUUCCCUGUUUCGAUGAACCCCAAUUUAAAGCAAAAUUCAGGUUAACUGUUUUUAGAGACAGAUUUCAUAUCAGCCUUUUUAAUACUCCCGUAGUAAAAACCGAUGUUUUAGGAUUUUACAUGGGCACUGGGUUGCUUUACGAUGAGUUUUUGGAAACGAACGAAAUCAGUACCUAUUUAGUAGCAUUUGUGAUAUGUGACUUCAGUCAACGAAAUAAACAAACUGAAAGCGGUGUGUCUGUCUCCAUAUACACCCCUGAACCUUUUGUUUCCAGAGCUCCAUUUACGCUGGAAACGACAUCUUUCUUCCUCGAUUAUUAUGAGAACUUUUUUGGAGUAGCUUUUCCUCUUCCAAAACUAGAUAUUGUAGCACUUCCUGAGUUCGACUACGGGGCAAUGGAGAAUUGGGGACUAAUUACCUACAGAGAGACUGCUAUUUUUUCAAACACUAAUGAUAACGACACUUUUAUUGCUGCUCACCAGUGGUUGAUUAGUAAAAUUGCACAUGAACUAGCACACCAGUAUUAA